AUUGCAUGCUUUGGUUCUAGCUGAGAAGAAUAUAAGCACGAGCUCGCAUGCCUAAUACGUAAUGGGUUUCGCAUAAACUGUUAGAACGUAACAUCAGAAGUCAGUAUUAUCUUUUCUUGGGUCGGCCAUAACCACCCAGGCGCGAAAUGGUACUGUGCAGAGCGCAGCAUGAAAGGAUGAUGGGAAAACAAAGGCAUGCUAGGCGAAAUCAGCAAAUUUGUCCACUAGAUAGACUGACCAAAAGGAGGAAAUGGAAGCUUCCCAGCCUCUCUCCAUUGAGAGCUUUUCCUAUAGUUGGCUAGUGAACCGAAAUCCCUCUGCAGAAAUUACAGACGGUUCCAUCAGGACCUCACUUGAUGCAUCAGAAGAAGCUUAUUUCAUUGAGAUGGACCCCAGAUUCCCUUCCUCCAAGAGCUUCCGCAGGAACUCCAUCUCUCAUGAUUUCAAAUUUGAUUUCCCAACUUCGCAACCUUCGUUGCCUUGUGUUCACGCCGAUGAGGUCUUUCGCAAUGGUUAUGUCUUGCCACUUUUCGUUGAUCCAUUGAAGCUGAAGUCCUGCGAAGCCUCCAACCCAACUCCUUCCCCGCCUCCUCCAGUUCAUGUGAAGAGAACCGCGAUGCCCGAGAGUAAAUUGCGUUCUCCAUCCUUGAGGCAGUGCCGGCGAUUAUCGCGGCGGAUAUUCCGGAAGUACUUGCAUUUGUUCAGGCCGCUCGUUCAAAUAAUGCGAGGACACGGGACGGGACCUAGAGCAGAGGAAACUCGCAGCACAAAAAGUCAGGCAAUCAAGAACUCUGUCUAUCCGGUCGAGUGCUCCCCCAGGAUAAGCUCUGCCUACUCUGCAGAUGAAUGGCGGAGGUCUUGCGAUUCAGAAAGCUCCAUUUAUGAGGCGGUUCUCCACUGUAAAAGAUCCAUUGGGAGAAGAGAAGAGGCUAAAAUGGCCUCCCAGGAAGGUUCCUCGGAAGAGAUGCGAUGGACCAAGGUAAAAGAUGAAAGACAGUUAAAGGCCAACUGGAGAUAAAGAAAGCAGAACGAGAUACGUCCGACCAGCUUUAACGGAAGGUCGCCGUGGGAAUCUCCAACUCUUGGAGGAAAGAAUAUGGUUGGAACUUGUACUGUAGUUUUUUCCCAAUGGAAGAAAAAUCUUUGGACUGAACUUAAAAAAGAUAAUAUUCUACUCGCCGUGCCAUGUUCUUUAGCAGACUCGUCUUUUACUAAUCAUGUGUUAUCGGUUUCUCUCUAAUCUCAGUCGGACUAGUUUGUGAGAUUAAA
Molecule: messenger RNA, 1269 nt
Organism: Eucalyptus grandis
Lineage: Eukaryota; Viridiplantae; Streptophyta; Magnoliopsida; Myrtales; Myrtaceae
Product: probable membrane-associated kinase regulator 6
Exons: 3
Coding region: 251-1018 (255 amino acids)
Source: RefSeq, a predicted model, not a curated record